UCAGUCCAUUAAGGAGGGAAAAAAAUGGAAUUCACAAAAAGAAAUUACCAAUUAUAUCCAUUGCUCUGAACCGAGGCGCCCUCUUCCUUCCUUAUCCAUUUUCUUCGCCCUCGAAAUCGAAACAAUGGCGGCGCUAAAAGCUUCUGCGAUUCCAACAAUCUCUGCACAUCCUUAUUCCUCUUCGCCAUCGCCGUCUUCUUCUUCCUCCAGAAUUUCCUUCUCCAGUAACCUCUCCUCCGCCAUUAAGCUCCGCAUUUCCUUCUCCGCCCCUCUCCUUUCGCUCGCUCCUCCCUCUCUCUCGCGAGAUCGCGGCCGAUUAUGCUCUGCGGUUCAGGAGGUCAGUUUGGAGGAAGCCUCUGAGCAAAACCAGAAGAAAAAGCUUUACAUCUUCAACUUGCCUUGGUCUUUCUCUGUCGUCGAAAUCAAGGAGCUGUUCGGACAAUGCGGCACUGUCACUGAUGUUGAGAUUAUAAAGCAGAAAAAUGGAAGAAGUAGGGGCUUUGCCUUCCUCACAAUGGCUUCGCCAGAAGAAGCUCAAGCCGCCAUUGAGAAAUUCGACUCUCAAGAGAUAUCAGGAAGAGUUAUAAAGGUAGAGUUUGCAAAGAGAUUGAAGAAACCUCCUCCUCCAAGGCCUCCAGGUCCCCCUCCUGGAGAGACAGUGAAUAAGCUUUAUGUAUCAAAUCUUGCAUGGAAAGUAAGAUCCAACAAUCUCAGAGAAUUCUUUUCUCAAAGCUGUAACCCAACUGCAGGCAGGGUUGUAUUUGAUAGCCUCUCUGGAAGAUCGGCUGGAUAUGGGUUUGUUUCUUUCGCAACUCGGGAGGAAGCAGAAACUGCACUUUCUUCAUUGGAGGGAAAGGAAUUGAUGGGAAGACCACUUCGCCUGAAAUUUAGUGAAAGAAGUGUCAAAGAAUCAGAAGAAGCAACAAAAGAAGACAUCGUUGAAAGCCAAACGGAAGAAUCAUAGAUCCACUCCAAUUCCACAUCACUUGGUAGAGAAUUCAGAGAACAAGAUUUUGAUUGAGAUUCCAACUAUCCUCCUAAGAUUUGCUUGUCAUGUGAUCUGUGUACAUCUUGCAGCUGUUUUUGUAGUAUUACAAUAUCACCUGACACCUGAUAUUUCUCAACCAAGAGUCUCAAACAAAAUCUUCUCUUGGCGCUGCAUAAUAUCAAUUGUGUUAUUUUUAUGUUUC
Molecule: messenger RNA, 1190 nt
Organism: Momordica charantia (bitter melon)
Lineage: Eukaryota; Viridiplantae; Streptophyta; Magnoliopsida; Cucurbitales; Cucurbitaceae
Product: RNA-binding (RRM/RBD/RNP motifs) family protein
Biological process (GO): chloroplast rRNA processing
Cellular component (GO): chloroplast thylakoid membrane
Molecular function (GO): mRNA binding
Source: RefSeq, a predicted model, not a curated record